AUGACUAUGUCUCAGUUGCUGGAUUAUGUGGCAAUUUUCUUUUUCUGUGUCUUAAAAGCCAGCUCUCUGGAUACGUUUACUGCAGCUGUUUAUGAGCAUGCAGUGAUAUUGCCUAAUGCCACCCUGAUACCGGUGUCCCAUGAAGAGGCCUUGCUAUUAAUGAACCAAAAUCUGGAUCUUUUGGAAGGAGCAAUCACAUCAGCAUCAAAGCAGGGUGCACAUAUUAUUGUGACUCCAGAAGAUGGUAUUUACGGCUUUAACUUCAACAGGGAAUCUAUCUACCCAUACUUGGAGGAUAUCCCAGACCCUCAAGUGAACUGGAUCCCUUGUAAUAAUCCCGACAGAUUUGGCCACACCCCAGUGCAAAAAAGGCUCAGCUGUCUGGCCAAGGACAACUCCAUCUACAUCGUGGCAAACAUUGGGGACAAGAAGCCAUGCAAUACAAGUGACCCUCAGUGUCCCCCUGAUGGUCGUUACCAAUACAACACUGAUGUGGUGUUUGAUUCUGAGGGGAAACUGGUGGCCCGCUACCAUAAGCAAAAUCUAUUCUUGGGUGAAGAUCAGUUCAAUGCCCCCAAGGAACCUGAGGUCAUGACUUUCAACACCACCUUUGGAAAGUUUGGCAUAUUCACGUGCUUUGAUAUUCUCUUCCAUGAUCCUGCUGUGACUCUGGUGAAAGAUUUCCAUGUGGACACCAUACUCUUCCCGACAGCUUGGAUGAAUGUUUUGCCACAUUUGUCAGCUAUUGAAUUCCACUCAGCUUGGGCUAUGGGCAUGGGAGUCAACUUCCUUGCAUCCAAUCUACAUUACCCCUCAAAGAACAUGACAGGAAGUGGCAUCUACGCACCUGAUUCUUCAAGAAUAUUUCAUUAUGAUAUGAAGACAGAGGAGGGAAAACUCCUCCUCUCACAACUGGCCUCCCACCCACACCCCACAGCAGUAGUAAAUUGGACUUCUUAUGCGAGUGGUAUAGAAGCCCCCUCAAUGGGAAACCAGGAAUUUAAGGGCAUCAUCUUUUUUGAUGAAUUCACCUUCUUGGAGCUCAAAGACAUCACAGGAAAUUACACAGUUUGUCAGAAAGAUCUCUGCUGUCAUCUAAGUUACAAGAUGUCUGAGAAGAGAUCAGAUGAAGUUUAUGUACUAGGGGCAUUUGAUGGACUACAUACUGUGGAAGGGAGUUAUUAUUUACAGAUUUGUACUCUGUUGAAGUGUAAAACAACGGACUUACACACUUGUGGUGAUUCAGUUGAAACUGCUUCCACCAGGUUUGACAUGUUCUCCCUCAGUGGCACUUUUGAAACCCAGUAUGUCUUCCCUGAGGUGCUGCUGAGUGAAAUUCAGCUUGCACCUGGAGAAUUUCAGGUGUCAAGUGACGGACGCUUGUGCAGCCAGAAGCCACUAUCUGGACCUAUCUUGACAGUAACUCUGUUUGGAAGGUUAUAUGAGAAGGACAGUGCCCCAAAUGCUUUCUCAGACCUCACGGCACAGGCACUGAGAGUAAUGCUCAUAGUUGUCAUACCUAUUGUGUACUCAUUAGGCUGGUAG
Messenger RNA from Mesoplodon densirostris (Blainville's beaked whale), 1545 nucleotides. It is a transcript of the gene VNN1, whose product is annotated as vanin 1. Gene Ontology annotation, molecular function: hydrolase activity, acting on carbon-nitrogen (but not peptide) bonds, in linear amides. Lineage: Eukaryota; Metazoa; Chordata; Mammalia; Artiodactyla; Ziphiidae. The record is from RefSeq and is a predicted model, not a curated record. Bases 1 to 1545 code for a protein of 514 amino acids. The transcript is spliced from 7 exons.